Messenger RNA from Physcomitrium patens, 1968 nucleotides. RefSeq names its product perakine reductase. Gene Ontology annotation, cellular component: cytoplasm. NCBI's taxonomy places the organism in Eukaryota, Viridiplantae, Streptophyta, Bryopsida, Funariales, Funariaceae. The record is from RefSeq and is a predicted model, not a curated record.
AGCAUAUCUGUGAGGUGUACCAACUUCUGUGAACAUUGCUUCUGGCUUGAGAGGGGGACAAUCCUCUUCACUUUCUACAUGUAAUGGCUACUGCUGCACUAGUUUACUAUCCUUGAAGAUUCGAGGUUUCACAAAUUGAACCAGUGCGAUCAAUAUGUGCGGUGCACUCCUGAAUAUCGCCAUCAGUGCCAACAACAAUAAUUGUAGCUGUUGAACAAUCACACAUAACCUCAUUAGGUUAGCGAGUUAUUGCUUUAGAUUUCUUUGGCUAUUUGCAUUCGCUCUAGCACUCUCACCAAUGUACUCUGGCACUCCUUGUUCCAUCUAUGUGAACGCUCCGAGAUUUGAAACUCGUCACUGCGGCGGGCAAGAGGGGUGUUGGUAGAGGCUCUUGUUUUGCGUUUCAUUCGUAGUUUCUUCUUUCGUUCAUCGUCCUUGCAAUCACCUGCGCUGCUACAUUAUCUUGUACUGUUUCCUUGUUGAAUGAACUAUCAGUUACCUCCAGUCUCAAAGCAAUAGCUUUCUACAGAGAGGCGCAAAUCCUUCCGGUGGUAGGCGUUGUUGCAAAUUGAUCCGGGCCGCCGGGAAGUUUUGUUGAAUUAUUGUCUUGGGAGUGUUCACCUGAUCUAGUUGCGGGUGAUCGGCUCAGGAUUCUAAGGGUUUGAAAGCGAGUAAUCUUCUCAUAUCUGUAGGCGAGGUACUUUCAAUUUUCAAUCGUCUUGUCACCCGGUGGAAGUAUGACAGGCCCCUAUCUCGUGCCACGACGCAAGCUUGGCUCCCAGGGUUUGGAGGUGUCUGCGCUGGGGCUCGGAUGCAGGAGCUUGUCAUCAUCACACGAGAGACCUGUUGAGCUAAAUGAUGCUCUGGAUGUUUUAAACCUUGCCGUCGACAACGGAGUAACAUUCUUCGACACCAGCGAUUUCUAUGGUACGAAGCAUAGCAACGAGAAGCUUCUUGGUGUGGCAUUGAAGAAUUUGCCACGGGAGAAAAUGCAAGUGUCGACUAAGUUUGGGGUCAAAUUCAACGCAGCCGGACAGGUUGUCAUUGAUGGCACGCCAGAGUAUGUGCGCGAAUCUUGUGAAGCUAGUUUAGAGCGUCUAGGCGUGGACAACAUUGAUUUGUAUUUCCAGCACCGAGUUGAUCCAAGGGUGCCCAUUGAAAUUACGGUCGGAGAGAUGAAGAAACUAGUUGAAGAAGGGAAAGUAAAAUAUCUAGGUCUGUCAGAUGCCAAUGUCGAUACAAUUAGACGUGCACAUAAGGUUCAUCCUAUAACCGCUGUUCAGGUGGAGUGGUCUUUAUGGUCUCGUGACAUUGAGGACGAAAUUGUUCCCGUCUGCAGGGAGCUUGGAAUUGGAAUAGUGCCCUAUAGCCCUCUUGGGCGAGGAUUCUUCUCUGGGAAAGCCGUCGUUGAGAAACUGGAAGAGCAAGACUAUCGAUUCGUGCGGCAUCCACGGUUUCAGGGUGAGAAUUUGGAGAAAAACAAGGCUUUAUUUGAUCGAGUGGCAUUGUUGGGAAAGAAGCACAAUUGCACACCUGGACAAAUUGCUCUUGCUUGGCUAUUGCAUCAAGGGGAUGACGUCGUACCUAUACCAGGUACUACUAAGAUUCCCAACCUGAAGGAGAACAUCGGCAGUGUAUUUAUCAAUCUUACUCCAGAAGAGGUUGAGGAGAUUGCUGCAGCUGUGCCAAGUCAUGAAGUUGCAGGGAGUCGCAUCAAUAUUGGGUCACAAUUCGAUUUCGUGGACAGUCCAUCAUUGGCUUCAUACAAAGCACCAGUCUAACCAUGACCCCAUAGCAAAUUUAUAAGGACUUUUAACCUGAACUUAGGGUUUAUGUUUGUCGAUCUCAUUGCUUAAGUUUUAGCAUGACUGAAGGAGUAAAGAUACUGGAAGCAUGUAAAGCUAGCUUCAUAAUCAAUCAACUUGUAUGUGUUGUUAUUUCUUGAACCUUAGUAUUGAUUACCAGUAA